UUAAAAAAUCAAAAAUUUUCAGAAAUGAGAAAAAAAUUCUCUCAUUCCUUUCCAAACCUUCUACCAUACGCCUUCCCCUUAAUUAUCUUUUUCCUUGUAUUUUUCAAAAUCUCGUCAUGCGAAGGAACCCCAAACUUCAACAAAGCAAUGCGAACCCAAGUCAAGCAAUUUUUGGAAGCAAGUUUAGAAGAUAUUCAUAAAUACAAAAACGACGAUGCUCUUUUACACCUGUUCAAUGGCCUUUCACUCUACGAAGACCAUUUUCGAUUUGGAGGGAUUCUUGACUAUUGUAUUGAUAAAGGAUAUGUAAGAUUAUUAUUAUUAAAAUAA
Messenger RNA from Meloidogyne enterolobii, 330 nucleotides. The record is from the annotation of a GenBank genome assembly. Lineage: Eukaryota; Metazoa; Nematoda; Chromadorea; Rhabditida; Meloidogynidae.